This is a messenger RNA of Cryptotermes secundus, 5209 nucleotides long. RefSeq names its product signal peptide peptidase-like 3 (gene SppL). The coding region runs from base 677 to 1942 and encodes 421 amino acids. Gene Ontology annotation, biological process: membrane protein proteolysis. Gene Ontology annotation, molecular function: aspartic endopeptidase activity, intramembrane cleaving. The transcript has 12 exons. The record is from RefSeq and is a predicted model, not a curated record. NCBI's taxonomy places the organism in Eukaryota, Metazoa, Arthropoda, Insecta, Blattodea, Kalotermitidae. Gene Ontology annotation, cellular component: lumenal side of endoplasmic reticulum membrane; cytoplasmic side of endoplasmic reticulum membrane; Golgi-associated vesicle membrane.
GUAUAUGUAUAUAUUAGAAUUCCAUGGUAGCCCUAGAGGUGGGAGAUAAAAACCAAUAGAUGAAAGAACCGCCACACAGGAUUCCGGUUUGCAAGGUUCCAUAUGAGCGAUUGAUUGCUUUCGUGUGCGGGGGAUGGGGGGGCGCUGUUGCGAGGUUUGUAAGGUGGUAGCGACGAGCAGUACGUACAGGAAUGCAAAUGGUUUAUGGAUGUGGGAUGUAUGCUGUGUAUGUAUAUAGUUCACAUUGUCCUAAGCGGUCCCAAGAAUGGGGUAUUGAAACAAAAAGUGGGUGGCGGAGGAAUGCAAUCGUAGUUAGGCUUAUUUGCAUAUGAUUAUUAAGAGUGAAAUUUCUGGUGCAUCUUAUUUUAAUCAGCAAGAUUAUAUUUUGGUAUAUGUUUCAAGUAUUUAUAGACUUGCGAAAUAAAUUUAUGGUGAAAAUUCUGAUCGAUAUGGGACUAUUUCUCACGUGAUCAAAUGUACGAAGAUGGCUGAAUUUGGUUUUUAGGUGUAGAAACGCUUUGCGAAAUAUUCAUGUUCGCAGAAAGUUUUAGAAACGUGACAAAUUCAUGGCGAUUUUAAGUCGGAUAUUGGAAGAAUUAAAUGGGUGCCACCAGAAGUCCUCUAUGGAGGAAGAUUUCUGUUUGAGGUGCUAGCGACGCCAGGGGCCGUCCUUGCAAUGGCCACACAAGUGGAUUAUCAGUGGGCUUACUCCAUCAUGGAUUCUUCGCGGGUCUCAACGUUUCUCAUCUCCAUUCUGCUUAUUGUAUAUGGCAGCUUCAGGUCAUUGAAUAUGGAGCAGGAGGCCCGCGAACGAGAAAAGGAGAAGGAACGAACACAGAGUUUGACUGGCCUUCCAGCAGCAACAACAGGACCUGGUGGUGAUAAUAAUGUUCAGACUCUCGACACAAUGCAAGCAUUGUGCUUGCCUUUGGGAGCGUCUAUUUCCCUGCUAGUAAUGUUCUUCUUCUUUGACUCUAUGCAAAUGUUGUUUGCAAUCUGCACAGCAAUAAUUGCCACUGUUGCUCUGGCAUUCCUCCUGUUACCUAUGUGCCAGUAUGUCAUCCGGCCGUGCUCUGAUGGAAAUAAGCAAGGAGUUUCUGCUGUCCAUGUACAGCCAUAUAUGGUCAGAGAACUUGGUCCCAGCUGCCUGGAGAGAAACACCAGUUAUCCCUAUUCUGAAGUCAGGAUCUCAUUUGGGAUGUGUGGACGAUUCACCGGAGCAGAACUUCUCUCCUUUUCAUUAGCUGUUUUCAUUGUAUGUAUAUGGGUUCUGACUGGCCAUUGGUUACUAAUGGAUGCAAUGGGAAUGGGUCUGUGUGUGGCUUUUAUUGCCUUUGUGCGCCUUCCAAGUCUCAAAGUGUCAACGUUAUUGCUGACUGGACUUCUUAUUUAUGAUGUAUUCUGGGUAUUCUUCUCCUCCUAUAUCUUCAAUACCAACGUUAUGGUCAAGGUGGCAACUCGGCCAGCAGAGAACCCUGUGGGCUUAGUGGCUAGAAAGCUUCACCUGGGUGGUGUUGUAAAGGAGGCCCCUAAACUUUCAUUGCCAGGCAAACUUGUGUUUCCUAGUAUCCACAACUCAGGACACUUUUCAAUGCUGGGUCUGGGUGAUAUAGUCAUGCCUGGGUUGCUACUUUGUUUUGUCCUCCGUUACGAUGCCUACAAAAAAUCGCAGCUACUGCAUCUUGGAGAAACUGGCGUUCCUCCACCAAAGCAUUUCAACAAGCUCAGCUACUUCCACUGCUCUCUAAUUGGAUACUUCUUAGGCCUGCUGACAGCAACUGUCUCGUCAGAGGUGUUCAAAGCAGCGCAGCCAGCAUUAUUAUACUUGGUACCCUUCACGUUGCUGCCCCUUCUCACUAUGGCCUACUUGAAGGGUGACUUAAGAAGAAUGUGGAGCGAACCGUUUAUUAUCCAUCCUCCACCAAAACAUUUGGAAGUCUGACAUGUCUUCAGUUCUUAUUCUCUGCCGUUCAUCCCUUGCUGAUGAAGAUGCUGCUGCAUAGGUUAUGUCAGUCGUGUUUUAAGUGAUCAGAAUGAAUGAGCAGACAAACUGUGUCCUGUGUAUUUGUUUUUUGUUAUUGAAAAUGUGUUCAGUGAUGAACAAGCUGAAGAUAUACAUUCCCAUUUCAGCUUGUUAGAACUGCAUUUGUCUGUUAUUACACUGACAUAGUAAGGCAACUCGUCAGAAAUCCUUCACAUUCAGUCACAGCAUUCAUUCAUUCAUUCAUUCAAACAAUCAUCAUAAUUAUACAAUAAAUCCAGGAACACAGGAGUCCAGUUUGAAGAAAGUGUCAAUUCAGUCCAAUAUGAUCAUGCUGAUGUCACUGACAGAACAGAAAAGAGAUCAAAUAUUUUACUUUCUCAUCCGCAAAGAACACAAAUAUAGGAUGCCUAGUUCAAUAUAUGGAUUAAGUGGGUGAGAAAUCUCUACUGGCAUAAUACUCAUUGCCAUAUUACAUUGUCUGAUCUUUGGUGAUAUGCACAUAUAUAUUUAUGUGUCAAUGAAAGUAGUCUAUAUAGAGUACACAUAACUGAAAUUUACUUCAUUUUACAACAUGUCAUGCAUGUCUUUGUGAGAUUAAUUUUAGAUUAUUUUUUAUUUGUAAAUAUUACUAUACUAAAUGUAUUUUUUACAAAAUUUCAUUAUAUUUAUUAGAGUUGUAAAAAUGAGAUAAACUCCACUCCUUAAUUAUCUCCAGCGGAUGAAAAGAAGCCUUAAAAUGGGCAAAACCAGAAAGACAUAUGGGAGCUGUAGUCCCUUUACACACACAGACCUGGUUUAACACCAGUGAAUCAUUUCACUGAAUGUUUCAAUUGUAAAAUGUUGAAAAUUUUGGCAUGUAUCUACAUGAAAUGUGAUUUCAGUUUAUUGUAAAUUUUGCGAUAAGUGACUCAUUCAGUGUGGUUCAAUUCUACAACUCUAGUCAUGCCUGUUUCUUAACAGCAUUCCUACAAGAAAAAGAAAAGACAGACAAAAAGGAAAUGUCUCGUGUGCUCUUUAAAGAGAGUGACUAGCAUCCAAAUGUAUGCAGAUUAAUUCAUAAUCUAUAAAGGUGUAUUGGCUGAUGAUUCGUAUAAGGAGUUGUAUGUUCUAGUUAGAGGAGAUAACACAAGGGGUUCAGAUUAUUGGGCAGUGCAGCAGUGAACUAUAUAGGUCAUGUAAGAUUUGAGGCUUUAUAGGUCAUGUUAUGAGGUGAGAAUUAGUAUGUUGGGUCAGACAAAACAGGGACAGUGACAGAGUACAGAGAUAAUCUUGGCUUAUUAAAUAUGAAAGUUCUCUGCCAUUGCCAGCUUAAUCAGUAAAGUAAGCAUAUGCAGGUUAGAUGACAACAUAGAUCAGAUGCUUGCAGCAGUGACUUCCGAUGAGAUAUUCAUUAGCAGCACAUUGGACCUUCUUGUAGCUAAGGACAGAAGAAAUACGGGUUAGAGAAAACACCAGCCAUCAGCCUUGGCAUUAGAUGGAGGUCAGAGAUCUUCAUUCUCAGUUGCCUUUAUGUGGAAUAGGAGUCUGAAUGUUUUUGCAAAGGAAAAGAAAAAUCAUUGUCCAUGUGGAAAAUCAAAACCAUUCUCAGUCACUUUCCUGACACCUACCAUAGAUCCAUCUAUGUAAUGAAUAAUAGUAACUUGAGUGUGCCCGAAGGUCCAUCAUGGUCUUCCACCACUCCACCCCAUGUGUGCGCAUGUAUUUUCCAGCUCUGUAUGAGUCGUGUUAGCUGGUUCUCAUUAACUGUUGCUGAGAAUGAAGGCAUUCUCAGUAGCAGUAUAGACUUUUGUGUUUUAUAAGCAAAUGAAUUUUAUAUUUUCAUAUGGCGAUUGCAGAAUUUAAAGUUCAGAGAUCAAGGCUUUUAUAAUUACCUUAUAAGCAUUACUUCCAUGACAGUUACUUUAAUUUUUAGUAAACACUGAAAAUUGCAUUGUCUGUUUUUACUUCCAAUUGGACAGUUGGCCAAUGACAGUGGCCGCACAGUCUAAGGCAUGUAAUGUCUUCGCUCGUUCAAACACUGGGGUCGUGGAUUUGAAUCCCACUCAAGGCAUGGAUGUUUAGCAUUUAUUCUGUUUGUAUGUAGGUAGUGAACUUGCGACAGGCUGAUCCCUCAUCUGAGGAGUCCUGCUGACCAUCUAAGAUUAAGAAACUGAACUGAAAUGAAGCUUUUCACAGAUGCCUUAAGCUCCAAGUGGGAGCAUCAGGAACAGAGAUAGAAGAUAGAUAGAUUGGACAGAGGCACAACUUCCCUACUACUCAGUAUUUAUCCCAAGAAGGAACUUGGAUAAGAUGGGAGCCAGAAGUAUUGCAAAUAGGGAAAAGGAGGAAUGUACUUUCUGGGAUUAAAUUCACAUAUAUUGCACAGUUUAAGCACUAUUUACAUGUGAUGCAAAGUAACUUAAACAUUAAUUCAUAAGAGCAUGAAGAAGGUGAUGCAAAAUGUGUUGGGCAGAUAUGAGGUUUACAUUGAUAUUCAGCUUCAAUGUUUAAAACUAUACUCCCCAACAUUAAGUUCAUUGUUUUGCUCUUAUUAAUGUUCAGCACUACAUUUCAUUCACUUUUGUUUCAGAUAAGAGAGAUGAUAAAUGUUUACUAUGUUAUAAGGUGCACAUUUUUUUUUUUUACUAAUUUAAAUGUUAUGUAAUUCGUUGUAAUAUGAACUAUGUGUUGACCAGCCACUGGCUGUAGAUGUUGUGACAACUAUUUCUCAUUAAAUUUUUUGUUUUCCUCCCUGCUUUGGCCAAACUGUGAUACCCAUCAUGUGAGUGUGCAUUGGGUUUGUAUAACCUGACAGUGAUAUCAGCAGAGCAAACAUGGUUUAUCAUUGUCCUCAAUUGCAUAUGUACAUUUCAUUCAUUGACAUGUAAACAUGGUUUGCGUAUUAGGACAUUUGAAUACUGUGAUGUUAGCAGAUGAAUUUUCAGAUUCAUCAGUGAAUGAAAGGAAGAAAUCUGCUUCAACUAACCUAUGUGUGGGGCGUAGGUAUAAAAGAACAAGUUUCAAAGUGUGUAUUUGUGAUGUAAAAUGAUUUGAAGUGGAAGUUGAUUAUAUCAUUAUUUAUUACUUACAGAUGGAUAUACUUUCACUAGAAUGUUUUUUAAUGUUCUCUACAUUAGUUUACCAGUUGUGUGAGUUUUUCUAUCCCUAGUCACACAGAUUGUAAUUUGGAAGUUUAAGUUUUUAUAUGGCUCGUAUAUAUUAAAAGCAACAUUGCUUUCAGUUGAA